This is a messenger RNA of Dendrobium catenatum, 1182 nucleotides long. Its product is annotated as transcription factor JUNGBRUNNEN 1. NCBI's taxonomy places the organism in Eukaryota, Viridiplantae, Streptophyta, Magnoliopsida, Asparagales, Orchidaceae. Gene Ontology annotation, molecular function: DNA binding. The coding region runs from base 26 to 835 and encodes 269 amino acids. Gene Ontology annotation, biological process: regulation of DNA-templated transcription. The record is from RefSeq and is a predicted model, not a curated record. The transcript is spliced from 3 exons.
GGAAAGGUGAGGAGUGAAGAAAAAAAUGAGUGGAUACAUGAAAGAAAUGAUAUGUGAUGGAGUGGAGGAAGAAGGUGAAAUUGAAUUGGAAGAAGAAGAAGAGGUGGUGCUUCCCGGAUUCCGAUUUCACCCAACCGACGAGGAGCUAGUGAGCUUCUAUCUUCGGCGAAAGGCCGAGAGAAGGCCAAUCUCAAUGGAGAUUAUAAAGGAGAGAGACAUUUACAAGUACGACCCAUGGGAGCUCACAAGGGCGGGCAUUCUGGGAGAGAAGGAAUGGUACUUCUUCUGCUUGAGGGAGAGAAAGUAUAGAAACAGUAUAAGACCAAAUAGAGUCACAGGCUCUGGCUUCUGGAAGGCGACUGGUAUUGACCGGCCAAUAUACUCUUCUGACAACUCCGGCCACCUGAUUGGGCUGAAGAAGUCCUUGGUCUAUUACCAAGGAAGCGCUGGAAAAGGAACUAAAACAGAUUGGAUGAUGCACGAAUAUCGCCUCCCCUCGAACCCCAAUUGCAUCCAAGCUGCAGAGAUAUGGACUAUUUGCAGAAUCAUAAAGAGAAAUGGAUCAUUGAAGAAAUACAAACAGCAACUGAGCUGGAAGGAGGCAAAUGAAAGCUUGGAUUCGAGCUCGAAGAGUAAUAGUUUUGAGUCUAAUAGUGGAGAGGAAAAGAAGAACUUGGGUGGCUGUUACUUCCAGCUUGAUGGGAGUUAUGGUGGGAGUAGAAUGGAAGAGAAUAAUCUGAAUGAGAUUUUCGAAGAAGGGAAUUGGGGUGAGAUUGAUAGAAUGGUUGAUUACAUGGUGGAGGCAGCGACUCAAUACGACUUUGUAUAUUAUUGAAUAGAAUUAGCUUAGGUUGUGUUACAUUUCUUUCCUUGUAUUUUUUUAUAUGUAAUUUUAAGUAGAGUAAGAGUGUAAAAUGAGAACAUCAGCCCUUGUGCUGGAGUAAUUAUUGCGUCCGGACAUCGAAUGUGUCUAGAGACCAAUAAAAAAGCUCUACAUCACUGGGCGCUUGGUACCGCCCUCGGUACCGUGCUCGGUACCGACCGGGGUACCACUCGGUACCCUCGAUACGCUGUCCGUACAGAAUAAUUUUUCCUUGUUGUGCUGGUCUAUGAUGUUGUAUCAUAGUUAAGUACAUUAAUGAAAGCUUGAUGUUAUAUUAUAGUCGUUAAAAGUGUUUAAAU